CGGAAUGCCAGCAUAUAAUCUUCAAACACUUCCAAUCUUCUGAGUUUGCUACAUUCAUUGCGAGCGUCAUAAGAACAGCGAAAUAGCAUAAGCAAAUGUUCUUACUCGCAAUAUUGAGUACAGUUCGCUUUAGCAUCUCCGCCGGGUCUUGUAAUCUUUUUAUAGUCCACUUGGUGAGGUGCAGUCUCCCUAGUACGUGAAAGGGCUACCUUUAGUCCUACAAGGUUGAAAAAUUAGUGAUAAUUGGACGUUGAUUAAUAGAGUGAUUCCCUUAAAUUUACUGAAAACAACAAAAGAUACUCCGGUGAAAGGUUCGAGGAAGUGCAUUUGUUAAGGAAAAUUGGUACUAAAAUUGGCUAAUUUUCCGGGUGUUCAGUUGACGUGUGCAAAGUCUGCCUCAAUUUCCCUAAAACCCUGUAGCAGCAAUCGACAGCAAUGGAUAAUUGGAACGUACUUUCGGUGCAGUCCGCUAGUUCAGCCAUUAGGGAUGAAAUGAACGCGAGUUUCCGGAAAAAGAAUCUGACAAUAGAAAAGCUUCCAGACAAGGUAAUUUUGAACAUUUUCUCGUACUUAUCACAUUUGGAAAUAUGUCGAAUGGCUCGGGUAUGCCGUCGAUGGCGACAAAUUGCCUACGAUACUCGUCUUUGGCGCAAUGUGUCCUUGCGCCCAGAAGUAUCUGGGUUACAUGUGGGAUCCUUGGAAUCCCUUCUCGCUCUUAUAUCAGUGCGCUUCGGCCCUUCGCUAAGAUACAUCGAAUUACCAAUUGAAUUGAUUACACACACUGUACUCCAUGAACUAUCGGGAAAAUGUCCAAAUCUAACUCAUAUGUUGCUGGACUUUUCAACAGCUAUGCAGCUUCACGAUUUCAGCGAAAUGCAGGCGUUUCCUACCAAACUACGAUAUAUGUGCAUAUGCCUGUCUGAGGUCAUCUUUAUGGAAGGCUUCAUGAGGAAAAUCUACAACUUUAUCAAUGGUUUGGAGGUAUUGCAUCUGAUCGGAACCUAUGAAAAGUGCGAGGAAGAGGAGGAGGAAAUCUAUGAAGUCAUCAACGUGCACAAACUGAAAUCUGCAACCCCAAAUCUCCGCGUUAUUAACUUAUAUGGAAUUAAUUUCAUCGACGACUCACACAUUGAUGCGUUCAGUUCAAACUGCAUUCAAUUGGAGUGCUUGGCAGUUAAUUAUUGCAACAAAGUCACAGGAUCAACGUUAAAGACCCUCAUACAGCGCUCGAAGCGCUUAACAUGUCUUCUUAUGAACGGAACCAGCCUCAAGUCAGAGUAUGUGAUGCAAGCCGAUUGGGAUAAGUGCGCCCUCCAGGAACUAGAUAUCACUGCCACGGAUCUGUCAAGCGAAUGCCUCAUCGACCUGCUAACACGCAUACCAAACCUCCGAUUCCUAUGUGCAGGACAAAUCAAUGGCUUCAAUGACUCGGUCCUAAAAGCUUGGAUGGAUAUGGGCAAUCCUAGAUCACUGAUAGCUCUGGACCUAGAUUCAUCUGACAAUCUUUCCGAUGAUGCACUGACCAAAUUUUUGACCCGUUAUGGUGGACAACUCCAUGCGCUAAUUCUGUCUGGAAUGCCUCAUUGCACGGAUCAACUCUGGAUGAGUGUCCUUCCAAUUGUAGUAAAUGCUAAAAUUUUAGUUAUGGGAACAUCUGAAAAAUUAGGAGUCAAUAUUCAUGUUGAUCAACUGAUGGAUGCCAUUGCGUCUGAUUGCGCACUCCUGGAGAGGCUAGAACUAAGGUGGGAUCCAGAUAACCUGCGUUUCUCUGACAAGAGUCAAAAGGCCAUUGAUUUAUUGCGUGUCAAGUGCCUGAAAUUGAGAUGUAUGGUCCUAAGUGACGGACGAUAUUACGAGACAGUUAAAGCCAACUUUGAACGUGCCGAUAGGUUGACUGUAGUCAGGACUACAACUUGUUGUCGCGUCUCAGCCUACCACCUCCUAAGAAACUACAAUGAUUUAAUAUUCAAUUAAGAUCUGAGAAUGAAGUACCUGUAAAAAUAAGAAACAGCAGAAAUAGCAUCAAAAAACAAACGUGCCUUCAACCACUUACGACUUACGACGAUUUUUGAAUGUUGAAAGUUUCACAAUUUGUUGUUUAUAUUAUUUUUUAAUGGAAAUGCAGAAAUGUUACUACUUAAUAAGUUAAGACGUUUUGAAAAGUAGAAGCGGAAAUUCCCAAACUAAUAUUUAAUAAAAGAAUGACCACAGUUUGAUGAUAUUGAUUUUCA
Molecule: messenger RNA, 2231 nt
Organism: Hermetia illucens (black soldier fly)
Lineage: Eukaryota; Metazoa; Arthropoda; Insecta; Diptera; Stratiomyidae
Gene: FipoQ
Product: F-box/LRR-repeat protein 7
Exons: 9
Coding region: 436-1974 (512 amino acids)
Biological process (GO): SCF-dependent proteasomal ubiquitin-dependent protein catabolic process; positive regulation of protein ubiquitination
Cellular component (GO): SCF ubiquitin ligase complex
Molecular function (GO): protein binding
Source: RefSeq, a predicted model, not a curated record